AAUUAAAUAUUUUCCUUCUGUCUUUCUGGCUGUGCUGUUGCCCAAUACCCAAACGACUUUUCUCUCUCUAAUUUUUCCACCUUUUCUUUUCCUUGGUUCCUCUCUCUCUUCUUUAAAUUUCCUCUAUCUAUAUGUCUACAAAACCAAACGGGACCGUCUCUGUCCCUUCUUCGUUCUCCUAACUUCCGCUUCUGCUCCUUUCUUCUCCGUCUCUGCUUAUAGUAAUAAUAAAAAUAAUAUAUAGCUAACUAGAAUUGAAGCGAGAGAACUGUACAGUUGAGCAUAUAAGGUUUUCUAAAGAAAAUUAAAAAAAAAAAAAGAAAAAUGAAUCAGUGUGCGAUCCAACCAACUGCUUUCUCCACCCGCGAAGAGAUUCGGAGCUCCGUUAUGGUUCCCAUCUCGGAACGAAGAGAUACGGUUGUUUGUCCCAAACCGAGACGUCUCGGUCCUUUCAACGCCACCGCUCACGAGCACCCGGUUCGGUCUCUCAGAUGGCAUCUCAGCCACCAAGCAGAACUCGGUGAUUCAAAGGCCGGAGCUGAUCUUUUGGAUAUCAUCCUCACUAAGGGUGGUUAUGGUGUAGAACAAUCAUGUACACAAGUAGCCUCGUCGCCCCCCUUUUUUUGUGGGUCACCGCCGAGCAGAGUAGCUAACCCAUUGAUUCAAGAUGCUCGAUUUGGGGAUGAGAAACUUUCCCCUGUCUCGCCGCUUAUGCCCAUGCCAAUUCAGCCUCCAUCAGGUUCAUCACCAUCUCCAUCUUCCUCUUCAAGGAAAGGAGGGUGUGUUAGGGCAAAUUUUGGAAACAAACCUGCGGUGAGAAUCGAGGGGUUUGAUUGCCUUGACAGGGAUCGCAGGAAUUGUAGCAUCCCUGCUUUGGCUUAGGAACCCUGUUUUCAACUAUACAAGAAAAGUACAUAAUUAAAGAGGAGCUAAACAAACAGUCAACUUUGGUAGUGAGAGGAAUUUUGAAAUUCUCAUGAGAUUGAAAAGUCAAAAAAUGGGGGAUCUUUUGUUAGUGUAAAUAUGUUUAAAGGUUCUCUUGUAUCUAAUGAUGUUUCUGUCUUUGUAAGUCAAAUCAGUGUUUGUUAACAAAAAUAAUGGAGAGGGUUAAUAGUAGAAUUUUGUGAUUAGGGAAAUAUCAAGAGGAGAAUAUGGAUUAGGUUUUGAGAAGGGAAGACAAAGCAAUCAAUCUCUUCCCCUCACUCCAUCCUCUGUUCUUAUUGUAAGUAAUGAGAGUGUCAGGUGAUGAGAAUGUGAAAAUUUUUUCAUGUUUUGUCCUUUUUUUGAGUCCUGAAAUUCAAAUGAGCGGCUUAUGAAGGGAAAAUUUGUACAAUUGUCGAUUGAGUCUUUGAAGUAGGGUGUCAUUUACAAUGUAAAUAAACUCUUUUUUUUUUCUCUUUUAAAUGGAAUGAUUCUGUUUUCUUUUUCGUCCAUA
Jatropha curcas is the source of this 1435-nucleotide messenger RNA. Its product is annotated as translocase subunit seca. Lineage: Eukaryota; Viridiplantae; Streptophyta; Magnoliopsida; Malpighiales; Euphorbiaceae. The record is from RefSeq and is a predicted model, not a curated record.